Molecule: messenger RNA, 984 nt
Organism: Drosophila virilis
Lineage: Eukaryota; Metazoa; Arthropoda; Insecta; Diptera; Drosophilidae
Product: larval cuticle protein A3A
Cellular component (GO): extracellular matrix
Source: RefSeq, a predicted model, not a curated record
CCAGAAAUGUAUCAUUCGACGAUCAAGUUCACUUCUGUAAAGAACUCAACUAAACCCCAAAAGCAACAAGAUGGCAUUCAAGUUUGUUUUUGCACUCGCCUUCGUCGCCGUGGCCAGCGCUGGCUAUGUGCCCGAGGCCUAUCACGCAGCUGCUCCAGUUGCCACUUACGGUGCCCCCGUGGCUGUGGCCCAGAAGGUGGUGGUCAAGUCCAACGAGGAGUACGAUCCCCAUCCCCAGUACCGUUUCUCGUACGGAGUCGAUGACAAGCUGACCGGAGACUCCAAGGGUCAGGUGGAGGAGCGCGAUGGCGAUGUCGUCCGUGGCGAGUACUCGCUGGUGGAUGCCGAUGGCUACAAACGCACCGUUCAGUACACCGCCGAUCCCGUCAAUGGCUUCAACGCUGUGGUCAACCGUGAACCUCUGGUCAAGGCCGUCGCUGUUGCUCCCGUUGUGAAGACCGUUGCCGCCGCCCCCGUCGCUCACUAUGCCGCGCCCGCUAACUAUGCUGCUCCAGCUCCAGUGGCUCACUAUGCCGCUCCAUCUGUCCAGUAUGCCGCCCCAGCUGUUGUCAAGACGGUCGCUCCUGUUGCCCACUAUGCUGCUCCAGCUCCAGUGGCUCACUAUGCCGCCCCAGCUGUUGUCAAGACUGUUGCUCCAGCCUACUCCACCUAUGCCGCCCCAGCUCAGGUGGCCCACUAUGCUGCCCCAGCGCAGGUGGCCCACUAUGCCGCCCCAGCUCAAGUGGCCCACUAUGCUGCACCAGCUCAGGUAGCCCACUAUGCCGCCCCCGCAGCCCACUACGCCACCUACUCCGCACCAGCCGUCGCCUACCACCACUAAAAUGUUGAAUUCUUGUUUAUAAUCGUAUAUAGAAUCGUUGCUCAUAUUACUGUACAUUUAUUUAUUGCCAUCAACAAUAAAAUAAUGCAUACAUGUAUGUUAGAAUAUCUUGGAUUACAAUUAAAAUGGAUUUUUAUUUGAAA